UUGUGGCUGCAAGUUUUUUGGAUGCUGGCUAAUUGUUGGGAGUAUUGUCCUGCACUCCACGGCCUGAACCAUCCUUAGUCAAGAUGAAAUGCCGGUGGCUGCUUUUUUCGAAACCACACGACGUAAAAUGCGUGCGUUAGACUCGAUGUGUAAGUGAACGUUUGGCACGUUGUUUACGACAACAACAUCAUAGCUGAUAAGUAAACCUGCAGGACGAUGUUUCCAGCUACUCCAAGGUGAUGUGUGAUGUGUCGUCGGCAGAUAAUACGCUUUUCAAGAUAAAAAAACUUGAUAGUACGUGUGCGUACGAUUAUUCGGUGCUUGCGUUGAGCGGUUCUUAGCUGCUGCCAUUUUUGCAAACGAAGCCUGUGGAAGUGGCCACUUCUAGUUCAAGUAAGCAGUCAAUCUUUUCGUUCAGUUCGUCGCUACCCAUUGCAAGUUCAUGGUAAACCGUUUUCAUUGAUGCAACCUAGUAUGCUACGGCUUAGAAAAUUGGUGCCUAGUGCAAUAUUAAAGUUGAACAUUUAUACGAUUUGCUGCUGGCUAUGCUUACUGGUUCCGCCUACUUGGAGCAGUGCGAACAAUCUGCAUACGUACGAUGCCAUAAGUACACACCACAUCAUAGCGGGCGACGUGUUUUUCGAAAUCCUCGAUCCGCCCGAGCUCGAGUACACGUACCGGCUGAGGCCAGCGAAAGAUUUCGGCGGUAGCUUCGGUACAUCGUACAAGGCGUCGCGAGGAAAGCUGGUUCCCGCCGUACCGGCGGACGCUUGCAGUCCAAAAUUCGUGAACGGCGAGGAACUUGCCGGUAACAUAGCGCUGGUUGAGCGGGGCGAAUGCUCGUUUUUGACAAAGGCCGUCAACGUUGAGGCGGCAGGCGGUGCGGCCGUAAUCAUUACUGAACUUGAUACCGAUUCCGACGACUAUGACUACUACAUUGAGAUGGUGCACGACAACACGGACCGGGACACCGAUAUUCCGGCUGCAUUUUUGCUCGGAAAAAAUGGACUCAUCAUACGGAAGACACUGAACAAGCUGAAACAACCGUACGCCGUUGUGAACAUCCCGGUAAACCUGACGUUUGUGCAGCCACACGAGAUAAAUCAACCACCGUGGCUGCAGUGGUAACAACAGUGCGAUUUCCGGGGGAAACAUCAAACUCACAUUACCACCAUCGGUUUCGUCCACUUCUGGGCGAAUACGUUAUUAACACCAAUUUGCGAUAAUGAGUGAUAUUUUACCACAACGAGGCAAACUAUUUCUGUGAAGUGAGUGCGAACGAAUCGGCAAGACGACUUGAUUGCAGUGAUAAUUAGUUGCUCGGGAUUAUUUCCUGGAGAAGCGAUUUUCUGGAUGGCUAUUAAGAUAAGAAACAUCGAACGCCUCAAAACCAUGACUCUGUUGGAACUUGCGCCAUUCGCCUGGCUGCUUGUUGCUACACUUGCCUCGGUUCGUGGAGGAGCCGCCGUCCAGGUCGCGCCUGUAUUACCAUUAACGAUUAGCCUUCGUCACUCACCAAACGGCGAUCCACUCCACGUCCAGCGGAUGGAGCCGUUUUGGGCAAGUACCGGUUUGUGUCCACCGGAGCCCCGCAAUAACACUGCAACAUUUCUGCUGUCGCGGGAUUCACUACUGAACCUGCAACUGAUUGGAUCAUUGACGGAUCGUGCCAUCAGCCACGUGCGAAUCCAUUGGUUGUUGGAGCUAAUACGGGUGUAAGUAUAAAACAUUGUUGAUUGGUUUGUUCAUUGUUUUUACGGUUGAUUUAUUACUUUGUAUGGAAUGCCUCCGUUUACGAAAUUAUUAAACAAUUGUGACAAAUGAUGCUUGACAUAAGAUACGUUUUUAUUGUACAGAAUAAAUUAUCGAAACAAGA
Messenger RNA from Anopheles cruzii, 1876 nucleotides. Its product is annotated as PRADC1-like protein. The transcript has 3 exons. Lineage: Eukaryota; Metazoa; Arthropoda; Insecta; Diptera; Culicidae. The record is from RefSeq and is a predicted model, not a curated record. The coding region runs from base 463 to 1128 and encodes 221 amino acids.